Messenger RNA from Bactrocera latifrons, 1973 nucleotides. RefSeq names its product leukocyte elastase inhibitor (gene Spn28Dc). The transcript has 2 exons. The record is from RefSeq and is a predicted model, not a curated record. Bases 248 to 1912 code for a protein of 554 amino acids. NCBI's taxonomy places the organism in Eukaryota, Metazoa, Arthropoda, Insecta, Diptera, Tephritidae. Gene Ontology annotation, molecular function: serine-type endopeptidase inhibitor activity.
UGUCAGUUUUUAGAUUCGUAUACUUAAUAAGAUCGUUAAAGCUUCGCUAAAUGUCACAAGCCAAACAACAUUGCGCUGAGGUGGCUACGCUGACCGCUAAUGGGAAAGACCUGUUUGACAGCUCAACCGUAUCUGACUAAGCCGGAAUUUCCCAUUGUGAAUAUAAGCUCUGGCAGUGAAUUACUUAUCAACGAUUUAAUUCAAUUCCGUACUGUGUUGUGUUGUGUUGUGUACAAGUUCCAUAUCAAUGAUAAGUCCAAGGUUUUUCAUCCUUGUAAUUUGCAUACAAGGAUGCAUUUUUGCAAAAACGAAUGCGGAUGGUUUGCCAACUGCUGGCACUACAUUGGAUGCUACUACAGUUAAUGAAGUGCCAAUAAAUCGCGCAAAAAGAGCAACAAUAGCCGAUUUGGUAGCGCACAGUGCUUUGAAUUUCGCACAUAAUAUUGCCGUGCUACUAAAUGAGGAUAUGCAUUAUGGCAAAACAACGAUUUUCUCACCCAUAAGCAUAAUGUCAUCGAUGGUCAUGUUGAUGUUGGGAUCAAAAGGCAGGAGUUACGAAGAUUUAAGGCACAUCUUCCGUUUGGAUGUGCCACCACUGAGCGAUGCAUUAUCUAAUGCGUUUCACUUGGAGUUCGGCGCCAUGUUACAGGAAAUGCAAGAUAAUGCGAUAUCGCUGCGGGCAAGAAAUCGCGAUAAUUGGCGUAACACAAAUGUAGCGUAUAGUAUACGAAAUAAACCGAAAAUAAGCGCAGAAAAUGCAAUUAACAUGAGUAAUGUGAUAAAAAUCGUAAACGGGUUGUUUAUUAAAAGCGGUUAUGAAUUGAAUACGAACUACCGAGAUGUUAUCAAUUCGAUUUACAAGUCUGACGUUAUACCACUGGAUUUCAAAUUACCGCAAGCACGCGAUUACAUCAAUGAUUGGGUUUACAAAAACACAUUUGGCAAAAUAAACGGUAUCAUAGCGGACAGCAUACCCGCCGAUACCGAUGCCAUACUAACGAGCGCUUUGUAUUUCCGUGGAUUUUGGGAGAGUCCCUUCAUACAGAGUGCUACCAUAAUUGAUAAUUUCUUUCCGGACGGUCCGCAAGAGCCACCCAUCAAAAUACAAAUGAUGGGUACAGCCGGCGCCUACCCUUACUAUUUUUCACCCGACUAUGAUUGCAAAAUAAUUGGACUACCAUAUGUAAACAACUUCACCAGCAUGUAUGUUAUACAACCGUCCCACUCGAGUCGUCAUGUCUUGCGUAGGCUUCUAAAGGAUCUUAGCGCUGAGAAAAUCGAAGAUAUGAUCUCGAAGAUGGUCUAUCAAAAUGCCAUCUUCGCUUUGCCGAAAAUGCAUUUAUCACAGAAUAUUAAUAUGAAACAUGUUUUUCGUGCGCUUGGUCUGCGUGAUGUACUCGCGAGUGGUGAGCGUUUCAGUGCAGCGCCUUUGAAUAAUUUGCACGCGAGAACGUGGCCGCGUGGGAAACGUAACGUCGUCUUUCCCACAGAUGGCACACCAACAACGGAGCGUUUUCCACAAAGUAUACCUCCCAUCACGGCGCAGCAAAAUGCACCUGUCUAUACAGAGCAACUAUUGCAACAAGCAGCAUUCAACACACCACAACAAUUAUUACAAAACAAUCCAGCCACCAUUACAGAGCAACUGUUGCAGCAGUGGAGUUUUAAGCGCAAUGGCAGCAAUAAUUUGCUCUCCGACCUUUAUGUGGGCGAUAUUGUACAUAAGGUCGAUUUGGUGGUGGAUGAAAAUGGCACAGAGGGCGCCGCCGCAACGGCGACCUAUCUCAAACGCUCGGGUGGCAAUGUGCUCUUCCGCGCUGAUACACCAUUUCUGUUGCUAGUGCGUCAUGAUGCCACCAAAUUACCGUUAUUCUAUGGUAUCAUCAAUAUACCAGCACCGAGUUUUGUUUGAAAUUCUUUUGAAUUCUUUUGAGUGCAAAAAACAAAAAAAUUUAUAAAAAAAAUUCAUUAAU